ACUUCCCAGCAACCAUCCUCUACCUGCCCAAACACAGAGCAAAGCCUUUAGUACUACAACAAGCUUCUGGUACUUCUUCUCAGUUGGGUAUUUACAUCAACCAUGGCCAUGCAGUCCUUCCUUGCAAGCUCAAUGACCCUUGUCUCAGGUAGCACUAGGGUUUCCCAGUUUGUUCCUUCCAUCUAUGUACCGAGCUUGCAGAGGAAUGCCAACUUCCGAGUCCGUUCCAUGGCUGAGGAAGGUGAAAAGGAAGUAUCAACUCCUGUUAGAUCAAAGGUCAGCACAAAAUUUUCGGAUGUGUUAGCAUUCAGUGGUCCAGCACCAGAGAGGAUCAACGGCAGAUUGGCGAUGAUCGGCUUUGUUGCAGCGAUCGGGGUAGAAUUGGCCAAUGGUCAGGAUGUGUUCACCCAGUUAUCGGACGGUGGGAUACCAUGGUUCCUUGGCACCAGCAUUGUGCUGUCACUGGCAUCUUUGAUCCCUCUGUUCAAAGGGGUCACUGUGCAAUCUAAAUCAGAGGGGCUAAUGACUUCAGAUGCAGAGCUGUGGAAUGGGAGAUUUGCUAUGUUGGGUUUGGUUGCUUUGGUUUUUACUGAGUAUUUGAAAGGGGGUGCUCUUGUGUAAGGGCUUAAAAUAUUGGGGGUCAUAUGUUAAAUGUAUGGGAAUGCUAUUAUAUGUUUUCAUCCUUAAAUGGAGAGAUUUGUCAAAUUGAAAAAUAAUGCCCUUCUUUUUCCUGCA
Ilex paraguariensis (yerba mate) is the source of this 735-nucleotide messenger RNA. NCBI's taxonomy places the organism in Eukaryota, Viridiplantae, Streptophyta, Magnoliopsida, Aquifoliales, Aquifoliaceae. The record is from the annotation of a GenBank genome assembly.